CAGGUUUUAAAUAUCAGGAAAGACAGCAAAUGCCGUGUGAAAAUAGCAGGCCCAAAGUUCUUAGUAAACUACAGCCAGGGGGACUCGGACUAGACCGGAGGUAAAGGUGUUGGUACAGAGUGGGUCUGAUUCUAAGCCUUUUGGGGGCUGAGUUUUUGUGUUUGUUUUGUUGUUAACUUACUCAAUUUAGAGGUGUAUUACACUGGUCAGGUAAAGAGCAGAGCAGCACCAGCAUCAAAAUAGUGCCAGACAGUUUUGAAUGCCACAGUAUCUAUAUUUUUAUUCAAGAAGAUAAAGAGCCCAGCAUAGAUUCUGUUCUCAUCUUUACCCAAUUGCAAAGUCAAAAGUUAAGAAACAGCAAUUCAGGGCACUUUUUUAGGUGGGAAGGAAUCCAGAGGAUGGCUCUGAAUGACUGUUUGCUUCUGAACUUGGAAGUGGACCAUUUCGUGCACUGCAACAUUUCUAAUCAUAGUGUGGAGCUCCCCAUGAAUGACGACUGGUUCCACCCCGGGAUCCUCUAUGUCAUCCCUGCAAUUUAUGGAGUCAUCAUUCUGAUAGGCCUCGUUGGCAACAUCACCCUGAUCAAGAUCUUCUGUACUGUGAAGUCCAUGCGAAACGUGCCGAACCUGUUCAUCUCCAGCCUGGCUUUGGGAGACCUGCUCCUCCUGGUAACCUGUGCGCCCGUGGAUGCCAGCAGGUACCUGGCUGACAAAUGGCUGUUUGGCAGGAUUGGCUGCAAACUGAUCCCCUUUAUCCAGCUUACCUCGGUAGGGGUGUCUGUCUUCACACUCACGGCUCUCUCGGCAGACAGGUACAAAGCCAUCGUGCGGCCAAUGGAUAUCCAGGCCUCCCAUGCCCUGCUGAAAAUCUGCCUCAAAGCUGCACUGAUCUGGAUUGUCUCCAUGCUGCUGGCCAUCCCAGAGGCCGUGUUUUCUGACCUACAUCCCUUCCAUGAGGAAAGCACCAACCAGACCUUCAUUAGCUGUGCCCCAUACCCACACUCUAAUGAGCUGCACCCCAAAAUCCACUCCAUGGCUUCCUUCCUGGUCUUCUACAUCAUCCCACUGUCGAUCAUCUCUGUUUACUACUAUUUCAUCGCCAGAAAUCUGAUCCAGAGUGCCUACAAUCUCCCCGUGGAAGGGAAUAUACAUGUCAAGAAGCAGAUCGAGUCCAGGAAGCGCCUGGCCAAGACAGUGCUGGUGUUCGUGGGGCUCUUCGCCUUCUGCUGGCUCCCCAACCACAUCAUCUACCUGUACCGCUCCUACCACUACUCCGAGGUGGACACCUCCAUGCUCCACUUCAUCACCAGCAUCUGCGCCCGCCUUCUGGCCUUCACCAACUCCUGUGUGAACCCUUUUGCCCUCUACCUGCUGAGCAAGAGUUUCAGGAAGCAGUUCAACACCCAGCUCCUCUGUUGCCGGCCUGGCCUGAUGAGCCGGUCUCACAGUGCCGGCAGAAGUACCAGCUGCAUGACCUCCUUCAAGAGCACCAACCCCUCCGCCGCCACCUUCAGCCUCAUCAAUGGAAACAUCUGUCACGAGGGGUACGUCUAGACUCACCCUUGACCCUGCCCCCCUGGUUUUGCUUUAUGGCUGGUGAGGAACCCUUGUGUCGCUGGUUGUCUCUGUACCCUCCGAAGACGCUUUGGCAGGCUUGUGAGUGAUCUGGGUGGGUAGGGGAGAGGCCCAAAUAGGUCAC
Capra hircus (goat) is the source of this 1698-nucleotide messenger RNA. It is a transcript of the gene GRPR, whose product is annotated as gastrin releasing peptide receptor. The transcript is spliced from 3 exons. The coding region runs from base 399 to 1553 and encodes 384 amino acids. The record is from RefSeq and is a predicted model, not a curated record. Gene Ontology annotation, biological process: G protein-coupled receptor signaling pathway. Gene Ontology annotation, molecular function: G protein-coupled peptide receptor activity. Lineage: Eukaryota; Metazoa; Chordata; Mammalia; Artiodactyla; Bovidae. Gene Ontology annotation, cellular component: membrane.